Colletotrichum orchidophilum is the source of this 453-nucleotide messenger RNA. RefSeq lists its product as uncharacterized. NCBI's taxonomy places the organism in Eukaryota, Fungi, Ascomycota, Sordariomycetes, Glomerellales, Glomerellaceae. The record is from RefSeq and is a predicted model, not a curated record. The transcript has a single exon. Bases 1 to 453 code for a protein of 150 amino acids.
AUGAUUGGGGAGAGCUUUCCGCGGUUGCCAAGCUCGUUGCUAUUCGACGCGUCUUUCGUUUCCGCUUGGGGCCAAUUGGGACACUGCCGCGCCCUCCGUCACGGUGCAGCAGCAGCUCCCAGAGUGUGCGUCCCUGCGUCACCGUGGGCCGUCUGUUGUCCUCGUCACCGCAUCAACCAAGAGGAAGACCCUGGGAAGAUUUGCAUGGGGCGGACGGGUCAACUUGUCAAGUGUCUCAACGCCCAAAAGCAAAAUGUCCAUCUGUCCAGUGGAAAUUGGGGGUUCUGUGGCAAGCCGCAAAACGGUCUGCUAGCCAGGGAUCCGGAUGCAUGGGGGUCCCGCGAUAUGCAAUCUGCAAUCCUCCUCUCCGCUGCCCGACCUUGGAGGAACACACCCGUCGGUAUUCAACCACAGCCAACCAACCCGUUCCCCGUGCAGACGCCCGUCACGUAA